This is a messenger RNA of Dovyalis caffra, 783 nucleotides long. The record is from the annotation of a GenBank genome assembly. NCBI's taxonomy places the organism in Eukaryota, Viridiplantae, Streptophyta, Magnoliopsida, Malpighiales, Salicaceae.
AUGGUGUCACCAGGAAACGCGGCUCUUCUACUCGAGUACGAUCAAUAUAUAAAUAUGGAUGAUAUUCCAGUUCAUGAUCCCAAUUUCUCUGGUUUCUCCUGGCCACCAUCUCAACCUCUAGUUCAACAACAACAGCAGCAACACCACCACCACCAAUCCCAACCCUUAAACGCUUUUGCUCCUGUUGUUACCGCUUCUUCUCCUAAUUUCGGUGCGGAAAUCGAUGGAUCGUUCGGGGACUGUGAUUUGCAGAAGGAACCAUGCUCCAAGAAGAGGGGUAGAUCUGAAUCGUGCAGUGCAUCUAGCUCCAAAGCAUGUAGGGAAAAGUUGCGAAGGGAUAGGCUAAAUGACAAGUUUAUGGAAUUGGGCUCUAUCUUGGAGCCUGGGAGAACUCCCAAAUCGGACAAGGCUGCUAUUUUGGUCGAUGCUGUCCGCAUGGUGACUCAGUUACGAGGUGAAGCCCAGAAGUUGAAGGACUCAAAUUCAAGUCUUCAAGAGAAGAUUAAAGAGUUGAAGGUUGAGAAAAAUGAACUUCGUGAUGAGAAGCAGAGGCUGAAGUCUGAGAAGGAGAAGCUGGAGCAGCAGCUGAAAGCGAUGAACUCACAACCCACCUUCAUGCCUCCCCCUCCUGCAAUCCCUGCUGCAUUUGCUACUCAAGGCCAAGCACCUGGCAACAAAUUAAUGCCCUUCAUUGGUUAUCCUGGAGUUGCUAUGUGGCAGUUCAUGCCACCUGCUGCAGUGGAUACAUCGCAAGAUCAUGUGCUCCGCCCACCAGUUGCCUAA